Messenger RNA from Erigeron canadensis, 4223 nucleotides. RefSeq names its product 5'-3' exoribonuclease 3-like. Gene Ontology annotation, cellular component: nucleus. Bases 104 to 3712 code for a protein of 1202 amino acids. The transcript is spliced from 23 exons. The record is from RefSeq and is a predicted model, not a curated record. Lineage: Eukaryota; Viridiplantae; Streptophyta; Magnoliopsida; Asterales; Asteraceae. Gene Ontology annotation, molecular function: zinc ion binding; RNA binding; 5'-3' RNA exonuclease activity. Gene Ontology annotation, biological process: nuclear-transcribed mRNA catabolic process.
UCUUUUUUCUUCAGAAAAAAACCUUACAUUUACACCUUCAAGGUUUUUACUUGUUUAUUUAUAAUAAAAAUAAUUAAAUAAUAACAAAGGUGGGUGAUUUGAGAUGGGUGUGCCGUCGUUUUACAGAUGGCUGGCAGAGAAGUAUCCAAUGGUGGUUGUGGACGUUGUUGAAGAAGAAUGUGUUGAAAUUGAUGGUGUAAAAAUACCUAUAGAUACAAGUCAAAAAAACCCAAAUAAUAUUGAAUAUGAUAAUCUUUAUCUUGAUAUGAAUGGUAUUAUUCAUCCUUGUUUCCAUCCUGAAGACCAGGCUUCUCCAACCUCUUUUAAUGAGGUGUUUCUACGCAUGUUUGACUUUAUUGACCGGCUUUUUGUGAUGGUGCGACCACGUAAACUGCUCUACAUGGCUAUUGACGGUGUUGCUCCAAGAGCAAAAAUGAAUCAGCAACGGUCUAGGCGUUUUAGAGCAGCAAAGGAUGCAGCAGAUGCAGCAGUGGAAGAAGAGAGGUUGAGGGAAGAGUUUGAGAGGGAAGGCAGAAAGCUUCCUCCAAAGCAAGAAUCACAAACUUUUGAUUCCAAUGUCAUCACCCCAGGAACUGAAUUCAUGGCAGUCUUGUCACUUGCUCUCCAAUAUUAUAUCCACAAAAGAUUAAACAAUGAUCCUGGAUGGAAGUCUAUAAAGGUUAUCCUUUCUGAUGCAAAUGUUCCUGGCGAAGGAGAGCAUAAAAUCAUGUCAUAUAUUCGUCAUCAAAGAAAUCAACCUAGUUUUGAUCCAAAUACUCGGCAUUGCUUAUACGGUUUGGAUGCGGACUUGAUAAUGUUGGCUUUGGCUACCCAUGAAGUUCAUUUUUCAAUACUUAGAGAGGUUGUAUAUACUCCAGGACAACAGGAUAAGUGUUUUCUUUGUGGUAAAAUGGGUCAUAUGGCAGUUAAUUGUGAGGGGAAGGCAAAGAGGAAAGCCGGAGAGUGUGACGAGAAAGCCGAUGGCGAUGCAGUUCCUAAGAAGCCGUAUCAGUUCCUCAAUAUUUGGACUCUCAGAGAAUACCUGGAAUAUGAGAUGCAGAUUUCUAAUUAUGAGAUUGAUCUUGAGCGAAUAGUUGAUGAUUUUGUUUUUCUCUGUUUUUUCGUUGGAAAUGACUUUCUACCACAUAUGCCUACUUUGGAAAUCCGUGAGGGUGCCAUUAAUCUAUUGUUUGCAGUAUACAAGCAGGAGUUUAAGGCUAUGGGUGGGUAUUUAACUAAUGCGAGCAAGCCAGAUCUUAGAAAAGUAGAGCAUUUCAUCCAAGCAGUUGGAUCAUAUGAAGACAUUAUUUUCCAGAAAAGAGCUCGAUUAAAUCUGAAACAAGCGCAGAGGAUGAAGAUUGACAGGGGUUGUGCAAGAAGAGAUGAUGCUCAAUCAGUGUCUGAACCCGAGUCUUUGGUUCCAGUUAAUCAGGUUAAGCAUGCCACCAAGGAGCUGCCUGCCCUUGACAUCCAGAGAAAACGGCCUAUGCAGUUUGACGAUCAUCAAAGCGAUCUUCGAGCAAAAAAAGUUGCACGUUUGACUUCCGGGGCUACGGUUGGGGCUGCUUUGGUGGAGGCAGAAGCUAGUCUUGAAAGAGAAGCACUUGAGAACAAAGAGGAAUUAAAAGAAAUGUUAAAGGGAGUACUACGUAACAAGUCUGAUGUUUUUAACGCUGCAGAGCAGGAAGAAGACAAGAUUCAACUUGGUGCCCCUGGGUGGAAGGAAAGGUAUUAUGAAGAGAAAUUUUCAGCCAGAACUCCCGAGGAGCUUGAGGCAAUACGGAAAGAUGUUGUUCUAAAGUAUGUGGAAGGCCUUUGUUGGGUGAUGCACUAUUAUUAUCAAGGUGUUUGUUCCUGGCAGUGGUUUUACCCUUACCAUUAUGCUCCAUUUGCUUCUGAUCUCAAGGAUCUUGCGCAAUUAAAUAUACGUUUUGAGCUUGGGGCACCAUUCAAACCAUUUAAUCAGCUACUAGGGGUUUUCCCUGCUGCAAGUGCUCAUGCACUUCCAGAACAAUAUAGAAAAUUGAUGACGGAUCCAAAUUCGCCUAUCAUUGAUUUUUAUCCUACAGAUUUUGAUAUAGACAUGAAUGGGAAGCGGUAUGCAUGGCAGGGUAUAGCAAUGUUGCCUUUCAUUGAUGAAGCCCGUCUUCUUGCAGAAGUGGAAAAAGUCGAACCCACUUUAACGGAAGAAGAAGCACGGAGAAACAGCAGGAUGUGUGAUAUGUUUUUCGUGUCUGCAUCACAUAAGUUAUCUCCAUACAUAUAUGCUCUCAAUGAUCGCAGGAUGAAGCUGUCAAUAAAAAAGCAAUCUAAACUCAAGGAACGAAUUGAUGCUGUAGCAAGUGAUGGAAUGAAUGGCUAUAUAUUUCUUCCUGCUGGAGAGCCUUGUCCUACAAUUUACAGAUCACCAAUCGAGGGGAUGGAAGAUAUAAUGGACAAUCAAGUCAUCUGUGCAAUAUACAAGCUUCCGGAUCCUCGUAAGCAUAUAGCUCGCCCCCCUGCCGAGGUUAAAAUGCCAAAGAAGACUGUAACGUUGGGGGAUUUGAAACCCGUACCUACUUUAUGGCAUGAGGGCAAUGGGCGGAAACCUUGGAAUUUGUCAUUCCACGGUAAUGUGCACAAUGAGCAUAAAAACCCCCCUGGAUCUAUUUCUGGGCAACGGUUGACUGAGGUGGCUCAUAGACUCGUGGUCAAUAGUUUACAAGUCAAAAUAGAGAGGAAGGUGCAUGGUCUUCAAGCAAGUGGUGCGAGUCCUUUAGUUGUUUCCCAAGGUUCCCAAUAUGGUGCUGUAAAGAAUGACACUACCUCAAAUUUCCGUGGCCGGCUGCAAAGUAAUGACUCUGGUGGGGAUGGUCCUAACUGGACACGUGUGCAUGACCCUCAUCAGUCUUAUGGAUAUUAUAAUGCUAAUUUCCGUGGCCGGCUAUGUAAGAAAUAUGGUCCGUAUGGUGCUAAAUGGAUACGUGUGCCUUAUGGACAUGAUGGCCUUGUAUGCUUGCCAUGUGAGACCCCAAUGCCCACCAGAGUACUGGCUAACGGUCUGGGUUGUGGUUCCAACAGUGGGGGAGGCAAUCCAUCUGGUGGGUCAAAUGGUAACCAGCAUCAGGGUGGGGUAAGGGUACCCAGGGCGAGUAAAAGUGGUGGCACAGAGGAGGGUCCAAGUAAUGGCACAUGUGGUCAAAGUGAAGCCAAAGUGUGUCGACGUGACCGCAGAGGAGGUACUCAUCCAAAAGUUGGUGGAGGCGACAUAGUUAAGAUGUUGAACAAAAGUGGAACAAGUACACAUCCGGAAAAUGGUGGAGGUGACAUAGUUAAGAUGUUGAAUAAAGGUGGAACAAGUACACGUCCAGAAAAUGGCGUAGGUGAAGUUCAGGUGUUGAACAAGGAUGGAACAAGUACGCUUCCAAUAAAUGGGGAAGGUGACAAAGUCGUUCAAAAUUUUUUUUUGAAAAGGGGUAGAAAAAAGAGACAUCAUAAAAAUGGUGGUCACAUAAAUGGCGUAGGUGAAGUUCAGGUGUUGAACAAGGAUGGAACAGGUACGCUUCCAAUAAAUGGGGAAGGUGACAAAGCCGUUCACAAAAAAAAAUUGAAAAAUGGUAUAAAAAAGAGACGUUGGAAAAAUGGUGGUCCCUUAACUACAGUGUUGAACAAGGAUUGUACAAGUACACAUCUGAAAAAUGAUGGAGAUGAUAAGGUAUCGAGCAAAGAUUGAACAAAGCCUUUGCCACCACCUUCUCUGAAGAGCUGGAGGCAGUACUCGGCACCCCCCUUGCUUCAUCUCCAAUGAGUGCAAUCCAGAAACAAGAGGUCGUGACCCACGUGAAACAUAAUGCAAUACAUGUCCUUAUAGGUCUCUUGGUGCCCUUAAUUUUGUUAAUUAUGUUGCGUCGAGUUCUAGUAGCAUUGGCUUGUUAUUUAGGACCUCUAAUGACCAAAAACAUGUAUUUUUACUGGUAAAACAUACUUGUUGAGUUCUUAAAAGUUCAGGAAAGUUUUACGGUAGUUGGGCCAUCUAGGUUUGAAAACUAGACUAGUGGUCUGAUUCGUUGAGGUCUUUUGUUUUUAAUCUUUUUUCUCCAGCUAGUGUUACAUUAUUUAUCUUCUUCCUAUAUAACGUUUGAUUAUUUACUGUCCUUGCACAGUCGAUAUGUCCCCUUUUAAACUCGUUGUAUUAACUGUACGUAUUUAAAGAACUAUACAAAGUUCGUACUCCUAUCCAAAAA